CUUUCCGCUCACACUUAUAUUGAAAUGGAUACUCCACGUACAGCAACUUUAGAUAGAAAGACAAACGAAACUGAUAUUAAGAUUACCAUUAAUCUUGAUGACAAGUUCGACCAAAAAAUUCACAUUGACACCGGUAUUGGUUUCCUUGAUCAUAUGUAUCACGCUCUUGCCAAACAUGGUGGCUGGUCUUUGAAUUUGACCUGUAAGGGAGAUCUCCACAUUGAUGAUCACCAUACCGCUGAAGACACCGGUAUUGCCCUUGGUAUGGCAUUUAAGAAGGCUCUUGGUACUCCCAGAGGUAUCAAGCGUUUUGGCUCCGCAUUCUGCCCAUUGGAUGAGGCACUUUCCAGAUCUGUUGUUGAUAUCUCGGGUCGUCCAUUUGCUGAUAUCAACCUUGACUUGAAGCGCGAGAUGGUUGGACAAUUAUCUUGUGAGAUGAUUCCUCACGUCUUGGAAUCUUUUGCUGGUGCUGCUGGUAUUACCCUCCAUGUUGAUGUUUUGAAGGGUAGAAAUGAUCACCACAAGGCUGAAUCCGCCUUCAAGUCUUUGGCUGUCGCUAUUCGUGAAGCUGUCACAAGAACUGGUACCAAUGAUGUCCCUUCAACUAAGGGCGUCUUAUAAAAAUUAGACAAGCUAUUUAAAUUGUAAAAUUAAACAUUAUUCCAUAUAUCCCUGGUAAAAAAAAAAGAAAUGAUGUGUAAUUGUGGUUUAAAUUUUUUGCAUAACCAAUGUUCUGAAGACUUUUGAAUUACACCUUUUUACGAAAACGGCCACAAGCCGAAAAUGUCAUUAUUUCCCGUGACUGAUUAAGAGUUUAUUGGCAUCUUUUUAUUUAACCUGUGAUUAGAUUUUAAUGAUAUACAAUCAUGCUCGGUAAACAGGGACAGGUUUUAAAUAGAUUAUCAUCUGUUCAAUAGAAAUUAC
Molecule: messenger RNA, 924 nt
Organism: Mucor mucedo
Lineage: Eukaryota; Fungi; Mucoromycota; Mucoromycetes; Mucorales; Mucoraceae
Product: Imidazoleglycerol-phosphate dehydratase-domain-containing protein
Exons: 3
Coding region: 25-621 (198 amino acids)
Biological process (GO): L-histidine biosynthetic process
Molecular function (GO): imidazoleglycerol-phosphate dehydratase activity
Source: RefSeq, a predicted model, not a curated record